This is a messenger RNA of Zychaea mexicana, 1036 nucleotides long. RefSeq lists its product as uncharacterized. NCBI's taxonomy places the organism in Eukaryota, Fungi, Mucoromycota, Mucoromycetes, Mucorales, Lichtheimiaceae. Bases 98 to 1000 code for a protein of 300 amino acids. The transcript has 7 exons. Gene Ontology annotation, molecular function: kinase activity; ATP binding. The record is from RefSeq and is a predicted model, not a curated record.
UAAAAUAAUUAUUCAACUUAUUUCAACUUCUUUUUUUUCCCUCCCACUUUCCGUUUAAGAGCUGCCCUGUGGGCGGUGAAAUGAACUCCUCCUUAGCAUGCUAUCGUUUGCAAUCCGGACAGCUGCUAAUGAUCCUGGGCAGACGUGGUGCAACCUUCACCAUGUGCAACUCAUGCUAUCGUUUAUCGGUGUGAAACACGCACAUAUACAAGAGAUAUUGAAUUAUAUCGAUAGUGUUGGUGCACAGAAGCAACAAACGUUUGAACUCGAUCGCUUUCUUCGCCAUUUGCAAACGAUCUUGGGUCGAUUCCGCUACACGAAUCCCCUGAUCGAUCUUGAGAUUGCAUGGCGUAUUGUUCAUCGGCAAGAGUCUGUAUGUAUCUUGUUGGGCGGUACGUCUGGCAGUGGCAAAUCCACGUUGGCAAGUCUGUUGGCUCACAGAAUUGGUAUUACGACCGUGCUUUCCACAGACCAUGUGCGUAGUCUGCUGCGCAGCUUUGAUCCAGAACACAAGUCAGAGGUGCUAUGGGCAUCCUCAUACCAUGCCGGAGAAAAUUUACCUGAUCAAGAGGUUGUUGCUGGCUAUGAAGCACAAAGCCAAUUGAUGCUGGACACGUUGGAUAAGAUGCUUAAAGGAUAUGCCGACCGCAAAGAGAGUCUUGUUAUCGAGGGUGUAGGUCUCUCUAUUGAUACAAUGAAAUAUCUUGCGAAAAAGUAUCCGAAUUGCAUACCACUGGUAAUCUAUAUCAGUAACGAGCAUAAGCAUACCGAACGAUUUGCAGUUCGGGCAAAAUACAUGACCGUUGCACCUAGGACCAACAAAUACAUACGAUAUUUUGACAACAUCCGGUUAAUACAAAAUCAUCUUUGCAGAAAAGCCGACGAAUAUAUGUCUAGCCAUUUUACACACCACCGUGAUAAAUGUCCUAGCGCGUAUGAAGCGAGCGAAUCAGACGUGUACGGUGGAUCCCGUGUCAUGCAAGUUUGUCACAGUGUUUGAAGAGUUUACCAAGGUUCACCUGGCCACCUGGAGCUC